Molecule: messenger RNA, 1484 nt
Organism: Sphaeramia orbicularis (orbiculate cardinalfish)
Lineage: Eukaryota; Metazoa; Chordata; Actinopteri; Kurtiformes; Apogonidae
Gene: dap3
Product: death associated protein 3
Exons: 13
Coding region: 150-1337 (395 amino acids)
Biological process (GO): apoptotic process
Cellular component (GO): mitochondrial ribosome; mitochondrial small ribosomal subunit
Molecular function (GO): structural constituent of ribosome
Source: RefSeq, a predicted model, not a curated record
UCACAUCCGGUCCUGCUCUGCAUGAUGGCGGUGUCCAUGACAGAAGUAGCACAUUGACUUCAUCUGGAAGUGUACAGUUCACCCUGUUUUCUUGCCUAAUCCGUGGACGACAGCUACUAAAUCCGCGGUACUGUAUAUUCGAAGAGAUAAUGGCCCUUCAAAGAUUGUCAUUAAAACUGCGGCAGACGGUGACGCAUUCAAGGUCCCUUCACAGUAGUGGAUGUGGGCAUCAGCAGAAGGCUGUGGCUGCACUGUCAGACCCUGAACCUUUCUCCAUCUUCAGAUCACAGGAGAAUGAUCCGGCAUGUCAGUCUGAAAAACAUUUGGGACAGUAUUACACAGUGCCAUCCUCACAUGUCCGCGCUGUGUUCCCUCAAGGCCUCCGUGCACGUUACCCACAGCAGAUAAAAACAUUUAAUGAAGCAUGUGUGAUGGUAAGGCAGCCAGCUCUGGAGGUCAUCUCAUGCCUGAAGAAAGCUGACUACAGCAAACCUGCCUUGCGGUUUAUAUUCUAUGGGUGGGAAGGCAGUGGAAAGACAUUGUCUCUCUGUCACUCAGUUCAUUAUUGCUAUACACAGGGAUGGGUGGUAUUGCACGUUCCUAAUGCAUUUCGCUGGGUGAAAAGUUGUAGGGAUUUGCUUCCCUCUUCUUAUAACAAGUCUCGCUUUGACCAACCCUUCCACGCCACCGAAUGGUUACGUAACUUCAAAAUCAUCAAUGAAAGCAUCCUUUCUAAGAUAAAAAUAAAACAGCGCUACAUGUGGACAAAGAGAGAAUUCACUGAGGAGGGUAGCCUGCUAGGAGAACUGGUGGAUCAGGGCAUAUCUCGUGUGAAGAGCAGUAGUGAUGUGGUGGGAGCGGUGAUGAAGGAGCUGAGGCUGCAAAGUGGGCAGCCGGAGGCAGGCUUCCGUCUGGCUGUGGCAGUGGAUGGUGUCAAUGCCCUGUGGGGAAAAACCAACAUCAAAAAGGAGAAUAAGAGCCCUGUGGAUCCAGAGGAGCUCACUUUGGUUUAUAAUCUGAGGAAGCUGAUGAAGAACGACUGGAGCGGAGGUGCAGUCAUCACCACUCUUUCUCAAACACGGUUUUUCUACAUUUCAAAAUCUUCAUACUUGCCUCAAGAGCUGCUGGGAGAGAAAGGCUUUGACAGCAUGGACCCGUUCAUCCCAGUGUCAGUGCCCAACUACAGCGAGAAAGAGUUUGAGAGCUGUUACCUCUACUACAUGGACAGAAACUGGCUGCAGCACCCACAAAGUCGAACAGAGGAAGGGAAGAAAGAACUCAUCUUUCUAAGCAACAGAAAUCCUGCUGCUUUCGAAAAACUUUGUACUUUCUUAUGAAGUUGUGCAAAGUAUUGAAUCACACAAGUAUAGAAUUAUAUAUCAGUGAUUCAUAAACAUAAAAAUGUCCAUCUGUAUAAUAUUCUGUGUCCCGCUCUGUAAAUUAUAAUGGGUGUGCUACUUUGAUAAUAAAAUGUUGAAGAAAGU